UGUGUUACCGGGCACUCCCGUCUCCGGUGGCAAAGCCGCUCGGGAGCCUUGGCUGGGACAGGGUCUAGAAGGGGUAGGACGCUCGGUCCUGUGUUUGCAGUGAGCCGUUCAUUAAAACCAGGGUCUCUAAUAAAAAUCUCUGGAAGGUGUUUUAAGGUCAGAUUGUAUAGGGGAGAGACUGUCCCUGAGCUGCUAUUGGGAGGAGGAUGGAACUGGAAGAGGAAAUAAGUUGUAGCCACCAAGUUUUAAAGUCUUUAAAGAAUAAGCGAGGAGGAGAAAGAAGAGAAGGAAAAGAAAGAGCGAGUGAGUGAGCCAAAGCGAGACAGAAGAACACCCCGUACCGAGCGAGCGACUGGGUACAUCCGCCACUCACUCCUCCUCCCAAAGUGAAACAGCAACUUUACAACUGAUUUGCACCUGUUUGAACAGCUCCAGCUAGAGAGGCGACAGCAGCAGUGGCAGAAGCAGCAGCAGCAGCAACAGCAGCAGCAGCAACAACAGCAGCAAAGACACACCACCCCAGAACCAAGUGGUUUUUGCACGAGGAAAAAGUUUUCACCUGUAAUUCUGAUAGCCACUGCGUGUGUGCUUAAUUUUUGUUUUGAGUUUUUCCUUCUCUAAAAUUUCUCAUUAUUAACCAUAGGAUCUUUUAAAAAUUUUGGACAUCUCUCUCCAUUUUUGAUCAUCUCUGUCUUCCUGGUCCUCUAUGCUUCACGCCUUUUUCUCCUGGUGCAGGUGAACACUAAAAACCGCUUGAAUGUACAGCAUGAUGAUGGAAACGGACUUGCAUUCCCCGGGUGGGGCCCAGGCCCCCACGAACCUAACGGGCCAGACCGGGGCUGGCGGAGGAGGAGGGGGCGGUGGCGGCGGCGGCGGCGGCGGCGGAGGCAGCAACAAAGCCAACCAGGACCGGGUCAAGCGGCCCAUGAACGCUUUCAUGGUGUGGUCCCGGGGCCAGCGGCGCAAGAUGGCUCAGGAAAACCCCAAGAUGCACAACUCGGAGAUCAGCAAGCGGCUGGGGGCCGAGUGGAAAGUCAUGUCCGAGGCAGAGAAACGUCCUUUCAUCGAUGAGGCGAAGCGUCUGCGGGCUCUGCACAUGAAGGAGCACCCGGAUUAUAAAUAUCGGCCCCGGCGAAAAACCAAGACCCUCCUCAAGAAAGACAAGUAUUCGCUGGCCGGGGGCUUGCUGACGGCCGGUGCCGGAGGCGGAGGCCCGGCAGUUGGGGUAGGCAUGGGAGUGGGAGUGAGUCCUGCUGGUGUGGGUCAGCGUCUGGAAAGUCCCGGAGGCACAGCUAGCGGAGGCUACGCGCACAUGAACGGCUGGGCCAAUGGAGCCUACCCUGGUUCCGUGGCGGCGGCGGCUGCCGCGGCAGCAAUGAUGCAGGAAGCGCAGCUCGCCUACAGCCAGCACCCGGGCGCCGGGGGAGCUCACCAUCACCCCCACGCGCACCCCCACCACCCUCACCACCCGCACAACCCACAGCCUAUGCACCGCUACGAUAUGGGCGCACUGCAGUACAGCCCCAUCUCCAACUCGCAGGGUUACAUGAGCGCCUCGCCCUCAGGCUACGGGGGCCUUUCGUACGGCGCCGCGGCUGCCGCAGCGGCUGCCGCGGGCGGCCCACACCAGAACUCUGCAGUGGCAGCGGCGGCAGCUGCAGCGGCCGCGUCGUCAGGCGCCUUGGGCGCGCUGGGCUCUCUAGUCAAGUCUGAGCCGAGCGUCAGUCCUCCUGUCACCUCGCAUUCUCGGGCUCCGUGCCCCGGGGACCUGCGCGAGAUGAUAAGCAUGUACUUACCCGCCGGGGAAGGAGGGGACCCGGCGGCCGCUUCGGCGGCAGCGGCAGCCGCGGCUGCGGCACAGAGCCGACUGCAUUCGCUGCCCCAGCACUACCAGAGCGCCAGCACUGGAGUCAAUGGCACUGUCCCCUUGACACAUAUUUAGUCUCAGAGACCCCAAUCCAGCGAGCAAGUGGCCGCGCGCUAGAGUUAGAAAGCGAGCGAGAGACUGGCAAAGGAAAAAAAAAAAAAAAAAACUUACAUUGCAACAAACACACAGCAAAACAACAAACUUGUACCUCUGCGAUGGGACUGUCGCUCCCCAACCCCUUUUCCUAGCUCUUGUCACCUCCCUCCUCUAACCUCCUAAACCUCUUUUACCUUCCCCUCUCCCAUCACCGCCGCCUCCACCUGGACUUCCUUUUUGUACAGAAUGUUUUGAUGUUCUUGUAAAAAAAAAAAAUCCCGAUAAUAUUAAUAACGAGAAAAAGAAGGUAACAGUUGCUCUAUUUACCUUUUUAGAAGCUCCUGAGAACUAGUUGUUGAGACUAGUUUUGCGUUUUAGACUGAACUUCGGUGUUUUAUUGAGACUUUUUGUACAGUAUUUAUCAUUCAUUGAGAAGGCAUAUAGCGUUUUAUUUGUUAAAGAGGAAAAAAAAAACAAAGAUAUAGGCGAUGCCAAUUUUUAUAUAAACGCUUAAGCAUUAACUCAUCCUUGUAUCGCUUCCGUUUGGCGCUUUAUUGCCUAAGAUAGAGUGAUGGGGAACAGUUCUCAUUUGUUUCAGUUGUAGUAAAGGAACUCCGAACCACAAGUUAAAGUUUUUUCCGUAACUGUUACCGCUUUUUUUUUUCCUGUUUAUUUAUAUAAAAAGACAUCUCCAUCCACCCACCCCCGUUUUGGUUUUUUUUUUUUUCGGACUGCUACGUUAUGUUUUGGGUUUUGUAAAACUUUCUGUAUUUGAGAUCUCCCUCGCCCCCCUUUUUUUGUAUGAUUUCUUGUAAAUGCAUUGUGAUUUUUGUUUUAAUUUAGGCGUUUCGGGAGGUAGGGGGAGAUUCAGAUUGUGUACAUAGUUUACUAAAAAGCCUUUCUGCUAAGAGAGGGAGAGAGAUAAAAACUUCAAAAGCCUCCCUUUCCCCUGGAUUUUGAGUUAAUAAAAUUUUAAGUGAAAACUGUUUUUCUCCGCUAAAUUUGAAAUGUACUGAUUUUAAUCAUAUGUAUAAACACCCUGAAAAACAAGUGAUAAAUCUGGAGGGGAAAAGAGAGAGAAAAAGUUAAUCAGGGUGAGCCGAAAAUAAGAGAAACCGCCCCCUUUCCUUGCAGGAGCCAGAGGGGAGAUUUCUAAUAGUCGAUAUCAAAUAUAAGGGGAGAAAGUAAAAAAUCAAUGAAUGAGGUAUAGGUUUUCAAAGGAGAUUAUUUUUUAAUAUCUAUUAAGUAUUGUUAAGGAAGGCAAAAUAUUAAAAAAAAAAUAUUUCCAUAGUCGGGCCCGUUCGUUUGCUUGUUUUAUCUGUGAAGGCAAUAUCCUGGUGUGAAUUUUACUUGCUGUGAAGCUUUGCCGCCUUAAACUGGUCUAGGGUCCAGACUGCACUUCUGUGUGGAGGGGGCGGGAGGGAGGGGGAGGGGAAAGACCCCAGUGGCGGGACUGGGCCAGAGAUGGGGGACAAAGACAACGGCGGUGCACAUGUGCCCCGUUCCCCCUGUAAUUAACACGAUUGCAAGCAGAACUGAUCUAUCUGGGUUUGGCUCACAGAAACACAAUCUGAACCAAAAAUAUGCUCAAACUGAGUCCCCCUGGUCCCUGUUUUCUGUCCCUUCCCCCACCCUUCUCCAUCCUUUGGGAAAGGGUGAAACGUUUUGUGGAACUUUCAAAAUAAAAAUCCUGCGUGAACUGAGAUGCAAGUUGCUAACAACCGGUGUGAAAGCUGUCGGGCUAAAUGCUGUGUUUGUUCCUAACAGGAUCCUAAGGUUGUUUAAUGCUUUAAAAAAAAAUGAAUUCUAUUUUUUCUAGGUGUUUAUCGGUACCUUGCCAUUUUUUUUCUGGAAUUAAAAGUUUUCUGUAAAA
Messenger RNA from Antechinus flavipes (yellow-footed antechinus), 3836 nucleotides. RefSeq names its product SRY-box transcription factor 1 (gene SOX1). NCBI's taxonomy places the organism in Eukaryota, Metazoa, Chordata, Mammalia, Dasyuromorphia, Dasyuridae. Gene Ontology annotation, molecular function: RNA polymerase II cis-regulatory region sequence-specific DNA binding; DNA-binding transcription factor activity, RNA polymerase II-specific. Bases 758 to 1942 code for a protein of 394 amino acids. The record is from RefSeq and is a predicted model, not a curated record. Gene Ontology annotation, biological process: regulation of DNA-templated transcription; anatomical structure morphogenesis; cell differentiation. The transcript is spliced from 2 exons.